GUUUCGUGUUUACUCAACAAAUUACCAAUCAGAAAGAAAGAUACAGUCACGUGGUUUAGUGAAUCGUAUAUCGCAUAAGAAUAUGUCGUACAGGAGGAUGUUAUUAUAUUUGUAGUCAAAAAUAUUAAAACUUUUUUUAUGAACAAAUUGAAAGCUUAUAAAAAUGGAAUCUAGCAAGUCAGAAUCAACGCCAAAACAAGCUAUGGUAUAUAUUUGUGGAGAAUGCCAUCAUGAUAAUGAAAUACGACCAAGAGAUCCUAUUCGAUGCAGAGAAUGUGGAUAUAGAAUCAUGUACAAAAAACGAACUAAAAGACUUGUUGUAUUUGAUGCACGAUAAAUGUAAGGAUUAAAUAGUUUUUAAUAAAAUAAUACACACAAUUAUAGUAAA
Messenger RNA from Apis mellifera (honey bee), 388 nucleotides. RefSeq names its product DNA-directed RNA polymerases I, II, and III subunit RPABC4 (gene Rpb12). The record is from RefSeq and is a predicted model, not a curated record. Lineage: Eukaryota; Metazoa; Arthropoda; Insecta; Hymenoptera; Apidae. Gene Ontology annotation, cellular component: RNA polymerase I complex; RNA polymerase III complex; RNA polymerase II, core complex. Gene Ontology annotation, molecular function: DNA binding; DNA-directed RNA polymerase activity; zinc ion binding. Gene Ontology annotation, biological process: DNA-templated transcription. Bases 164 to 337 code for a protein of 57 amino acids. The transcript is spliced from 3 exons.